Molecule: messenger RNA, 888 nt
Organism: Musa acuminata subsp. malaccensis (wild Malaysian banana)
Lineage: Eukaryota; Viridiplantae; Streptophyta; Magnoliopsida; Zingiberales; Musaceae
Product: fra a 1-associated protein-like
Source: RefSeq, a predicted model, not a curated record
CCAUUCCAUUGAGAGAGAGAGAGAGAGACCGAGAGAGAGAUGGGUUGGAAGCGGGAGAAAGAGGAGCCCUCGAGGCGGGGCUUCGGCGAUCUUGUGAACCCUAACCCUGAUCCUAAUGCUCGAUUCGCGGCGGGCGAGGAGCGGUGCUCGACGCAGAUGGUGGUGCGAUCGACCUGCCGAACUGAAGAGGUUGAGCCCGGUAGGUUCGUCCGCAAGUGCGAGAAGACCGAGCAAACCCUCAAGGAUUGCGUUGGAAGGCCUGUCGAAGUAGUUGAAUCAAAAACUGAGCACACCGAAGAUGAUGUUACUGAUGAAGUGACCAGAGGAUUGUUUCCUUCUAACUCACCAACAAUGGAGCCCUUUAAUUUUCCUGGGCUUCUCAGUGACAUUGAAGGUAUUGAAGGGAGAUUGUUUGGUGGUUUUGGUAAUUUCUUGGAGGCAGCCGACGGGAUGGCAAAUGAGUUCUUCAAAUCUUUCGGAGACCCUUAUUGGCAUAAGCGUGAGUCGUUGCCUUUUCGUCAAUGGGAAACCACCGAUGGGCAACUGAAGAAGGAUCCUUGGAAGAGAAGAACAAGCGAGUCAGAUUCUUCUGAAUCCGCUGGGCAGAUGACAGAUGUAUAAAAAUUACUUAAAGUUUCUCUUCAUAGUGAACCAGUGGUUAUCAGAUGGAUUUAUUGAAGUUUAAUCCGCAUCAGAAGGUAGUUUUCAUUUCCAAAUAAUAAUGCUUCUAGAUGAAGUUUUUUUUGUGUCAAUAAAUGAAACAUUUUUUUUCCGAAAGAGUUCAGUAUCUUCUACAGCAGAUCAUUGCAAACUAUAUUUUGUUUCACUUUUGCUGUGUCUGUAACUUCAGAUUUGUCUAACAAAUACAUGAUGAUUGAGGGUUUGCAA